Molecule: messenger RNA, 1717 nt
Organism: Sardina pilchardus (European sardine)
Lineage: Eukaryota; Metazoa; Chordata; Actinopteri; Clupeiformes; Clupeidae
Gene: rbm11
Product: RNA binding motif protein 11
Exons: 5
Coding region: 73-894 (273 amino acids)
Biological process (GO): regulation of alternative mRNA splicing, via spliceosome
Cellular component (GO): nucleus
Molecular function (GO): single-stranded RNA binding
Source: RefSeq, a predicted model, not a curated record
UGCACAGACAGCGCUUACCAAAUCUCGGAGUAUUUACACACGCUGCUCAUUUUUCGAUUUCUGACAUCCUGCAUGGCGAUGCCAGGCGAUGCCAACAGGACUGUUUUCGUCGGAAAUGUGGAUCCUCUGGUAAAGGAGGAGAUUCUAUACGAGCUUUUUCUGCAGGCUGGCCCGGUGAGGAAGGUGACGAUGGCUAGAGACCGUGAAGGCCGUCGUAGGCCGUUUGGUUUCGUGCUGUACAAGCAUGCUGAGGCUGUGCCUUACGCUAUCGCCCUCCUCAACGGGAUCUCUCUGUACGGGAGGCCCCUCAAACUGGACUUCAGCACAGGAAGCUCCCAGGACCCUUGGGGUAGCUUUGGAUCUCCAGGCUCUGAGGAUAGAGGACCUAACAUAGUCAGGAGAGUGUGUCCCCAGGAAUCUCCCAUCUUUAACUUCAGUGGCUUUAAUCCCCAAGGCGACUGCAGAUCUCAAGACCAGAUCACCAGGGGAAACGCAGUAUGUAUUUGGCCUCCCUGUCAGCUACCCCCUCUCACCCCUCUACCCCAACAAGUUGCCCCCAACCUUUUCCCUGGACUCUUCAGUUCCUCCACCCCUCUGUCGCCCUGGGUUGGACCUUUCUGGACCCCACCUCUGACUCCUCUGCCCCCCCCAGCACCCCCUCCACAGGAGAGGGAGGAAGCACCGCCAACCCCAAAAGAGCGAGAGAUUGAAAGAGAGAGGGAGUGUGAGAACCCCCCAGUGUCCGUGAAGGAGAGAGAGAGGGGUCGGGAGAGGCUCCCAGUGCCUCUACAUUCAAAGGCUCAGGAGGAGGAGAGAGCGAAGGAAGCCAAGCGGCGCAAACACAAGAGGAUGAGAAGUAGGAGACACCGGCAUCAGAGCAGACACAAGAUAUGAGGCUCUCUCUCUGUCUCACGCGCACACACACACACACACACACACACACACUCGCGCUACAUACGGUGCCACACAUUUACAGACACAUAUACAGACACACACUCGUGUGUAUAGAUGACCAUGUGCAAAAACAGGCAGAGGCACAAACCUGGGAUCCUUAGCUCUUUCCAUAUCAUGCUGAGUGUCCUAUGCCCAACGUGUAGCCAGCUAUGGGCUGCUCUGCAUCAUCUGAAAGACUUCCUCACAGUGAUUCAGCACUUUAUCAAAUAUGAUAGCACGUGAUGGAAGAGAGAAAGAGAGACAUAAAAACGUUGUUUUGAGAAUACGGCGUCCUUUAAAUGAUACCUUUUGUUUUUGUUUGGGAUUCAUUUCUUUUGAAUAUGUAUAUCUAAUAUGUCCCCCUGGUGAGGGCCAGAAACAAUAUUUAUAUUUACAAUUAUUUGUAAGCAGAUUCAAAGAUAAGGCCACGAGCAGCUCCAGGGUGCACCGUUCCCACCCUAGAGGACCUGAUUAAUACUACAGUCUGCUUUCUGUGAAACGAUUGAAUUCAGCCGUACGUGCUUUAUCCUUUCAUUCGAAAUCCAGUUUUCAACUGCAGUUGACUUCUGGGUUGAUGUUGUUCUUUAUUAUAUUGUUCAUAUGAUUAAUUCAUAUUAUAUUUAUACUAUUGUACUUUUUGAUGUCUGUUGUUUAUCCAUUUAUAUUCAACUUUUAUGUUGUUUACAGCCUAAUCUGCACAUUGCCUUAAAAUAAACGCACAUACAGAUUAAACUCUUUGUGGUCCAAGCAGAAGUCAAUGAGGACACAGAAGUUGAGUGCUGCU